GUUCGAAUAAGGAACUCUCGUUUGCCCGUUACCAGGCAACGGGCUGAAAGGUAUAAAAGCUAUCCCCCAUCGCUGUUUAGGCCUGCGACCACACUGUUUUGGAGAGCAUCAUCCUUUCUCCUACAUCUAAAUUUUUAAUCGCAUCUUUAACCAUAGUGCUUUAUCAAACGCAUUUUCAAAAUGGCCGAUGCACAGAAGCUGUACGAUCUGUUGAAAGCAGACGCCAACUGCAAAUCCCUUCUUAAAAAACACCUGACCCAAGAAGUCUUCGAUGCUCUCAAAGAUAAGACCACCAAAUUUGGCGGCACCCUCGCUGACAGCAUUCGCUCAGGAUGUGAAAACACAGACAGCGGUGUUGGUGUCUAUGCCUCUGACCCUGAUGCCUACACUACCUUUGCUCCACUCUUGGACGAAGUCAUCAAAGACUACCACAAGGUGUCUGAACUCAAACACCCCAACCCAGACUUUGGUGAUGUUGACAAGCUUGACUUUGGUGACCUUGACCCAUCCGGCAACUUGAUCGUGUCCACUCGUGUCCGUGUUGGCCGCAGCCAUGACAGUUAUGGAUUCCCCCCAGUACUCAAGCUCGAGGAUCGUGUUGAGAUGGAAAAGAAAACCUGUGAAGCUUUCAACAAACUUGACGGUGAGCUCAAGGGCACAUACUACCCUCUGACUGGCAUGACCAAGGAAACCCAGAAACAGUUGACUGAAGAUCAUUUCCUCUUCAACGACAGCGACAGAUUUUUGAGAUCAGCUGGUGGUUACAACGACUGGCCCACUGGCCGUGGUAUCUUCUUCAACGACAACAAGACUUUCUUGGUCUGGGUCAAUGAGGAGGAUCACCUCAGGUUCAUCUCCAUGCAGAAGGGAGGUAACCUGCAGGAAGUCUACGUUAGAUUAGUCAAGGCCAUCAAAGCCCUAGAGAGCAGUGGUCUCUCAUUUGCUAAACGUGAAGGUCUUGGCUAUUUGACUUUCUGCCCAUCAAACUUAGGAACAACUCUCCGUGCUUCAGUGCAUAUUAAGAUUCCACACUUGGCAGCUUCACCUGACUUUAAGGCUUUCUGUGACAAAUUAAACAUCCAAGCUAGAGGUAUCCAUGGUGAGCACACAGAAUCUGUUGGUGGAGUCUAUGAUAUUUCCAACAAGAGGAGAUUAGGUUUGACAGAGAUUGAUGCCAUCCAAGAAAUGCGCAGAGGUGUUGAAGCCGUCAUUGCAGAGGAGAAGAAACUGUCUGGCGUUAAAAUGGCAGAUAAUAUAUGUGCUGAGAGCGAAAUUUUGUAUAGGAGACUGCUGAAUGCAACCGACUGCAAGUCACUGCUUAAACAAAAUUUGACGAAUAAUAUUUUCACCAAAUUAAAAUGUGUAAAAACUAAAUUCGGUGGAACUCUCGCUGACUGCAUAAGAUCAGGAUGUGAGAACCUAGACAGCGGUGUUGGUGUCUACGCCUCUGACCCCGACGCCUACACGACAUUUGCUCCACUUCUGAACGGCGUCAUCAAGGACUACCACAAGGUGUCUGAACUCAAACACCCCAAGCCAGACUUUGGUGAUGUUGACAAGCUUGACUUCGGUGACCUUGACCCAUCCGGCAACUUGAUCGUGUCCACUCGUGUCCGUGUUGGCCGCAGCCAUGACAGUUUUGGAUUCCCCCCAGUACUCAAGCUCGAGGACCGUUUAGAGAUGGAGAAGAGGUCAGUUGAAGCCCUUAACAAACUGGACGGUGAGCUCAAGGGCACAUACUACCCUCUGACUGGCAUGACCAAGGAAACCCAGAAAAAAUUGACUGACGAUCAUUUCCUCUUCAACGACAGUGACAGAUUUUUGAGAUCAGCUGGUGGUUACAACGACUGGCCCGCUGGCCGUGGUAUCUUCUUCAACGACAACAAGACUUUCUUGGUCUGGGUCAAUGAGGAGGAUCACCUCAGGUUCAUCUCCAUGCAGAAGGGAGGUAACCUGCGGGAAGUCUACGUUAGAUUAGUUAAGGCUGUCAAAGCCCUAGAGAGCAGUGGUCUCUCAUUUGCUAAACGUGAAGGUCUUGGCUAUUUGACUUUCUGCCCAUCAAACUUAGGAACAACUCUCCGCGCUUCAGUGCACAUCAAGAUCCCAAAGCUGUCAGCCACACCUGACUUUAAGGCUUUCUGUGACAAAUACAACAUUCAGGCCAGAGGUAUCCAUGGUGAGCACACAGAAUCUGUUGGUGGAGUCUAUGAUAUUUCCAACAAGAGGAGAUUAGGUUUGACAGAAAUCCAGGCUAUUCAAGAAAUGCGCAGAGGUGUUGAAGCCGUCAUUGCAGAGGAGAAGAAAUUGUCUGGCGUUUGAUCAGUUGAUCUUUUUAAAUAAAUAAAAAUAUUUUUAAGGAAACCACAACUGUCAAACCAUUCAAUCCCAUUUCUUGUUUGACCUUGAUUAGAAUUUUAAUUAAUUGGCUACCAGUCCCCAAAUUUAGGUAAGUGCAUCCAAUUUGUAUUGGAUUUGUGGAUGUUAGAUCACUCCCACAGUCCUUAGAAUAUUUGUCAUUGUAAAGUAUUAAUAAAAUCAUGGAUCCGGUUCAUUUGGAUUCCCUUUGUUAAAGCCCUUAGCGGUAGAACUGGUAUAUUAAAAAACAGCUUAUAAAAUGGCUGUUAUUAUCCAAGACAGCUUUUGUAAUUUUUGCUAAACCACUUGAUUCUGUGAUACAACAAAAAAAAGUAAAAACAAAUUAUUAUGACUAUUCUUUUAUUUCUGUACUCCAAAGUAAUAAAAUAUUUGAAUAAUCAACAUAAAA
Molecule: messenger RNA, 2764 nt
Organism: Physella acuta
Lineage: Eukaryota; Metazoa; Mollusca; Gastropoda; Physidae
Product: taurocyamine kinase
Biological process (GO): phosphocreatine biosynthetic process
Molecular function (GO): creatine kinase activity
Source: RefSeq, a predicted model, not a curated record